AUGGCUUCGGAUCCUGUGGUCGGCAGCAAGUCUAAGGAUGAAAUUGAGACACACCUGGCAGGGGUAGAUGGCGAUGGGAGUAGCCUGGAGCGCAAUGAGGAGAAGAAAGAGCUGAACGUGGCGGAGGUCAGAGAAGUCACUGCCGUCGAGGCCUUCACAUGGAAUGUCGAUGGAGAUCAAUCACCAUUUCCAGAAGUGGCUGCUUGCGUUCCCAACACGGACGAUCCUAGCACGCCAUGCAACACGGUGCGUGCCUGGAUACUGACAACAGUGUUUGUCAUGGUCUUUGCGGCCGUCAAUCAAUUCUUCAGUCUGCGUUAUCCAUCGCUCACUCUCCAAUAUGUCGUGGCCCAGCUCCUGGUCUACCCAAUUGGUAGAGCAUGGGAGAAGCUGCCCCGAUGGAGGGUUCCACUGGGUAGACUGUCGUUCGACAUCAACCCCGGAAGGUUUAGCAUAAAAGAGCAUGCUUUAAUCACUAUUUGUGUCAAUAUCAGUGCCAGCACGGCAUAUGCUUCUGGUUCCCUUGUUGCUAUCACGAUGCCACAGUACUGGAAUCGUGAUUUUGGAGCAGGCUUUUCGUUCAUCUACCUUCUGACAUCGCAGAUGCUAGGGUUUGGGCUUGCUGGGCUUGCACGUCGCUGGCUCGUCUACCCAGCUGCCCUCAUUUGGCCGUCUUCAUUGUCAUCGACAGUGUUGUUCCGGGCGCUUCAUGAGCCGGAAAGUCGUGCAACGGUCAAUGGCUGGAAAAUGAGCCGCUAUCGUUUCUUCGCUUAUUUUACUGCAAUCGGAUUUGUGAUCUUCUGGUUUCCAGAUUACAUCUGGACCAGUCUGAGCACAUUCGCCUUUGCGACCUGGAUUGCCCCUAAGAACCAGAAGGUGAACACCAUUUUUGGAAUGAACUCUGGACUGGGAUUGCUUCCGAUCAGUUUCGACUGGACUCAAAUCAAUUACGCAGGGUAUCCGCUCAUGACUCCAUUCUAUAUCACCUGCAAUGCCUUUGCAGUCGUGGUAUUCUUUUAUCUCUUCUUGUCGCCCAUUCUUUACUAUACCAACGUCUGGAAUAGCGCAUACCUUCCCCUGCUUUCGUCCUCAACCUUCGACAACACUGGAAAGUCCUACAAUGUUUCUCGAGUUGUCAACGAGAACCUGGACUUUGUGCUUAGCAAGUACGAGUCAUAUUCGCCAAUGUAUAUUUCCAUGUCCUACUCGCUCACAUAUGGUCUCUCUUUUGCCGCUGUCACGGCCGUCGUUGUGCAUACCUAUCUGUAUAAUGGCUCCGAAAUCUGGGCCAAAUUCAAGAACUCCCGCCAUGGCGGUGAGGAUAUUCAUCGACGUCUAAUGCACGCGUAUCGUGAAGUCCCCGACAUUUGGUAUGGAGUACUGUUCCUCGUUACGGCCGGGUUGGGGAUCUUCACCGUGCGAUACUGGGAAACCGGUCUUCCUGUGUGGGGAUUCAUUGUUGUGUGCUGCGGCAUGUGCGUCUUCUUAAUUGUCCCCGAGGGAAUCCUGGAAGGGACCACUAAUCAACGUGUCUUUCUCAACAUCAUUACUGAAUUAAUUGCGGGGUAUGCCUGGCCCGGGAAGCCGAUCGCAAACAUGAUGGUUAAGUGUUAUGGGUAUAAUUCGGUCAAGCAUGGGAUGGACUUCGCUCAAGACCUGAAGCUGGGACAGUACAUGAAAAUCCCUCCACGAGUUCUCUUUUUCGCUCAAAUUUACUCCAGCAUCUUAGCCACCAUGACCCAAACCGGCGUGUUCCGGUGGAUGAUGGGGAAUAUCCCUGAACUGUGCGACCCGAACAACAAGCAGAGAUUCACCUGUGCAGGCGCCAAGGUCAUGUACAAUGCAUCGCUGAUCUGGGGUACAAUUGGCCCGCAGCGGAUGUUCCAGGCUGGGCAGGUGUAUAGCUCGCUUACGUACUUUUUCUUCAUCGGACCUGUGACGACUGUGAUCGUAUGGCUCAUUUACCGUCGCUACCCUAACAGCUGGGUCAAGUACAUCAAUGUGCCUAUCUUCUUCAACGGUGCGGGAAAUAUCCCGCCUGCCAACACCACUCAAUACUCUCUGUGGUUCAUCUUCGGAUACCUAUUCAACCACCUCAUCCGCAAACGGGCCUUCCUUUGGUGGAAGAAGUACAAUUAUCUUCUGCAGGCGGCUAUGGACACGGGCACUGCUCUAGCGACCAUCAUUAUCUUCUUUGCGCUUACUUAUAAUAAAAUCACCCUGAACUGGUGGGGAAACACGGUUGGCUCCGACACGGACGAUGCCAACUCCGUGCCGUGGUUGAAGGUGUCGACCGGGAGCCACUUCGGCAAGGGCCCAGGCGAGUUCUAGGGCAUUUCCGAGGCUUGUCUUGGCUCGGGCUUUUAGCAUCAGGAUCACUAUAUACCCGAGAGCGAGUCAAGAAUGUGGCAGUAGCGAGUGUAUGAAAUGGUCAUAGGUGGCCGGAAAAAUGUGGCAUGAUGCCCGUUUGCUAGUG
Aspergillus homomorphus CBS 101889 is the source of this 2476-nucleotide messenger RNA. RefSeq names its product small oligopeptide transporter-like protein. The transcript has 13 exons. Gene Ontology annotation, biological process: transmembrane transport. The record is from RefSeq and is a predicted model, not a curated record. NCBI's taxonomy places the organism in Eukaryota, Fungi, Ascomycota, Eurotiomycetes, Eurotiales, Aspergillaceae. Bases 1 to 2331 code for a protein of 776 amino acids. Gene Ontology annotation, molecular function: oligopeptide transmembrane transporter activity.